GCAAGUGUAACAUGGGGUGGGAGUUCCAGUCAAAGCUGUUGAGAACCUCCUCUCUCUCUCCACUACACACGCUUGCAUAACCAUAUAAACCUUCUCAAACAUGCAUAGCUCACAUCUGUACUGACAAGCUUUCCUAAGUGGAGUACACUUGCUCUCUGAGGAUGAUUUGGAAAACAGUUUUGCACUACGCCCGGUUCGGACUCAUCUUGACUUUAGUAUCCAGCCAGCUCACUGAAAAACAGAAGGAGGAGAUCUUGAAUCUGCAUAACAUCUACCGCUCCGUGGUCAAACCUGAAGCUGCUGAUAUGCUACACAUGAUGUGGGAUAAUGGACUAGCUUUGGUGGCUGAAGAUUAUGCUGCUCAGUGCAUAUGGGAGCACAACCAGGCAGUGAUGAACGAACUAGGAGAAAACCUCUAUAUCACCACAGGAACUUUAAGUCUCAACAAAUCCAUGGCUAAGUGGUUUGAUGAACAAAAAAAUUACGACUAUGCGAGCAACACGUGCGAGACAGGCAUGUGCGGACAUUACACACAAGUAGUGUGGGCGAAGAGCAGCGGCGUCGGCUGCGCCACACACCUCUGCAGGACGGUUGAGUAUACAGACUAUAAGAACGCUACAAUUCUGGUCUGCAACUACUACCCACCAGGGAAUGUAGUGGGAAAACACCCAUAUGAAUCAGGAGUGCCAUGCUCCAAAUGUCCAGAGACGGCGAUUGAAUGUAUAGGAAACACCUGUGCUCACAUUGAGAUUAGUGUAACAGAGGAGACCGGUUUGGACACACAGCAAACAGAAAAACCUUGGACACAACCCGUGAGUUCGACGGGAUUUACAAACCUCUCAGUGGCUACGUUACUGCUUGUUGGUCUGAUGAUUGCUUUUAUAUUUUAAAGACUUGAAUAUGAUUGCACGGCUAAAGCCACCAAUCCUGACAUGUAAUCCCAAGACAUUUCAAAGAAUCAUGGAUGAUUCUUUAUUUUAUCCUUUAUUCAUAACCACUAGACCAUCACCAGUGACAGCGUUCAUAUCAAAUAUUAGUGGGUGUUUUAGAGCCGCUUCCGAUUAUAUUUAGCAAUCACAUGGCAAAAUUGCACCGUAGGGUCAGGUCAUGUGUAAAAGCUACACAAUGAGAGAUUUUUCUUGUUGAUGUAUAAUAUGAUAAUUAUUCUUAUUCUUAUUAUUCUUAUUAUUAUCUUAUGAGAGAAAAAAUGAUUUAAAAAUAGUAGAAAUACAUAUAGGGAAAGACAACAUCUGACUUCUCCACAUUCUCUUUUAUCGAGCCAGCUAUAACUUUAGCUCACAGCUAUCAGCCUCUGAACCACAUAAAAUCCUGUAAAGAGCCUAUAACAAUGUUUUAUAUAUCUGGUUAAAAUUAGUAGCUUGCACUGUAUACUCUGUCUUGUCAUUUUGAUUACAAAUAAUCUUUCAGAAUUGUAAUACAUAAACUCUGCAUAAUCUUUAGAAAUCUCACAGACGACAUUUCAAGCUAGUCUGCUAGCGCUUGAGCACUAAAGUUAAUGCUAACGGAAAGAAGCUUUGCUCAUUUAUUUAGCACUGAGUAAAUGUCUUUGAGUACAUCUUUGACUACUUUGGCAGUGUCAGAAAUGCACACGAUGGGUGUUGUUGUUACUAUUUAGACAUAUUACUUGAAUAAAUAGCCAUCAGGUGUGUAUUAAUUGCCUUUUUCAGUAGUCUAAUUCCGUCAAAAAGGAUUAGGAUUAGCUUGCAAUACCACAUUUUUCAACGUUAGCUGGUCCGUACUGAAUGUACAAGGUACAUUCAAGGCUCACGUAAUAAAAAAAAAGUUUAGAUUAUUUCAUUUGUUGUGUAUAGCAAAAUGUGUGAGUGAUGACAUGGCAUAGUAUCAGUCAUUGAAUUAAAAAUAAUGAUGAAUUUGUUUUUAUAUUCAGUUUACAUGUGAUUUAAUGUAAUGCACUAACUUGUGAUAAAACACAAGCUGGAAAAGAAAAUUUCAGGAUAUCCUGCAGCCUGGGAAAAUAACACAAACUGGAACUAAGUGAAGUAACUGUAGUGUCAUAAGCAACAGAAAGUCUGGACGUAUUGUGUAGUAUUAGACAUCAGCACUUUGUUUUAAAAAAAAAAUCUUAACUGUAGACGUGUAAUUCUGUUUGUGUGUGUUGUAUUUCAUUUAAUUGUAAGAUUUCUUUUAAAACAUUGUAUCAAACUACUAAACAGUUGUAUUACUUUCUUGAUAAACAUGGUUCUAUAACCUUAAGACUUUUUUUUUAUUUCAUACUGUCAUUAAAUCCGGUUUCUACAUUUGCCUCACACUUCCAGGGUUGGUGGUUCGAAUCUCUGAUAUCUCUAAAUUGUCUGUAGUAGGAUGUCCGUCUAUUUAGUCCUCUGGUAUACACUCCAGGCUCCCCGUGACCCUGUGUAGGAUAUGUGCUACAGAAAAUGCAAGGAUGUCAUAAAAAAUACAUUUUCUCUGUGUAUUAAAUUGUUCUUAUUGAAGCUCUUUAUCUAUUUCAUAUUCUAUGUUUAAGAGAAUACAGAAGGGGGCGACAGAGUCUUAAUAACGUCUCAUAAUAAUGACUUCAGGCGUUCGAGUGCGACCUGAUGAUACCUCACUCUACACACACACACACACACACGUCGGGGCAUUGAUAUUCGUCUCAGUGCUAAUUGUUUGCAAUAUAAUUUUCCAAACAAUGAAAGAAAUGUGUUUUUUCAGAAACAAUGUUCAUACUUAUAAAUCCAUACAUUUUAAUGCAUAUUUAGUAUUUAAAAGACAUUAUGUGAAGUGGAUAUAUGCCCUGGACUUUACAAAAACAAAAGUGUCUGAAUAUUUGUUUCCCCUUAUUGUGUACAAUCUAUGUACAAUAUUCAGUGAAUAAAACCCUGAACCUGA
Hemibagrus wyckioides is the source of this 2871-nucleotide messenger RNA. RefSeq names its product peptidase inhibitor 16-like. Lineage: Eukaryota; Metazoa; Chordata; Actinopteri; Siluriformes; Bagridae. Gene Ontology annotation, cellular component: extracellular region. The record is from RefSeq and is a predicted model, not a curated record. The transcript is spliced from 6 exons. Bases 162 to 890 code for a protein of 242 amino acids.